AUGGCCCUCUCUCAAAUCAAGCUUUACUGGAGAAACCAGGUCCCUAACCCCUCUAAGGUUCUUAUCGUGCUCGAGGAACUCAAUCUUCCCUAUGAGAGCGUAUGGGUUGAGCUCGAUGGGCUUAAGCAGAAACCAUUCACAGACGUGAACCCCAAUGGACCCGAGUUCCAGGCAUCCAUGAUUGACCCCAACACGGGGCUAACUCUCUGGGAGUCCGGAGCCAUUGUGCAGUAUCUCAUUGACACCUAUGAUAAGGAGCAUAAAAUCUCUUACGAUUCUUCCCCUGAGAAGUAUCAACUAGUCCAGUGGUCCUACUUCCAAGCCUCGGGCCAGGGCCCUUAUUUUGGACAGUCUGCCUGGUUCAACCUGUUCCAUGAAAAGGUCUAUGGCGAAUCUCCUGAGUCGGCUAAAGUACGCUACGGAACGGAACUCAAGCGCGUCGCGAGUGUCCUGAACGCAGUUUUGAGCAAGAAGGAGUGGCUGGUCGGAGACAAGUGCACCUACGCAGACUUGGCCUUUGUGAUGUGGAACAUGCAGAUUCCAUUCUUCAUGGCGAGUCGUACCGGUGAGCAUGCCUGGAAGCCGGAGGAAGUUCCACAUUUCAUUCGGUGGCAGAAUGCCAUGAUGGCGCGGCCGUCUGUCCAAAAGGUUAUGGGUAUGCUGAAUGAGACUGAGGUGAAGAGUUUGUAG
Messenger RNA from Penicillium malachiteum, 690 nucleotides. RefSeq names its product glutathione S-transferase. The coding region runs from base 1 to 690 and encodes 229 amino acids. The record is from RefSeq and is a predicted model, not a curated record. The transcript has 5 exons. Lineage: Eukaryota; Fungi; Ascomycota; Eurotiomycetes; Eurotiales; Aspergillaceae.